This is a messenger RNA of Linum tenue, 1390 nucleotides long. The record is from the annotation of a GenBank genome assembly. NCBI's taxonomy places the organism in Eukaryota, Viridiplantae, Streptophyta, Magnoliopsida, Malpighiales, Linaceae.
ACCCACUCCAUUAUAUAUACUGAGUCCAACUGAACAAAAACAAACACACUAACGAAGAAAAUGCUCGCCGGCCCCCAAGUCACCAUCAACCGUCCUGCAUGGAUCUCAAGUACUGGAGGCGGCCACCGCUCCUCCGCCCGGUCCCCGCAUCUGCAGCGACGCGUCACUCCUUCCGCCAUCGCCGCUCCUCCGAAGCACUCGACGCCGCCGGCGAAGGCGGAGAUCUUCAGGUCGCUGGAAGGGUGGGCGGCGGACAACGUCCUUCCUUUGCUGAAGCCCGUGGAGAAAUGCUGGCAGCCGCAGGACUUCCUGCCGGACCCGACCCUCCCGGCGGCGGAGUUCGCAGACGAGGUCCGGCUGCUGAGGGAGCGGACGGCGGAGCUUCCCGACGAGUACUUCGUGGUGCUGGUCGGGGACAUGGUGACGGAGGACGCGCUCCCGACCUACGAGACCAUGCUCAACAGGACCGACGGCAUACGGGAUGAGACCGGAUCCAGCCCAAGCCCAUGGGCCGUGUGGAAUCGGGCCUGGACCGCCGAGGAGAACCGCCACGGCGAUCUGCUCCGCACUUUUCUCUACCUUUCGGGUCGGGUCGACAUGGUCAUGGUCGAGCGCACUGUUCAGUACCUCAUUGGAGCUGGCAUGGUAGACCCGGGGACGGAGAACGACCCGUACUUGGGCUCCGUGUACACGUCAUUCCAGGAGCGAGCCACGUUCGUGUCGCACGCCAACACGGCUCGGCUGGCGAAGGAAGGCGGGGAUCCGGUGCUGGCGCGGAUAUGCGGCGUCAUUGCAGCCGACGAGAAGCGCCACGAGCUGGCCUACACCCGCAUCGUCGAGAAGCUGCUCGAGCUGGACCCGAACGGCGCCGUUCUGGCGGUGGCGGACAUGAUGCGGAAGAGGAUCACGAUGCCGGCGCACCUGAUGUACGACGGGAGGGAUCCCAAGCUGUUCAAGCACUUCGCCGCGGUGGCGCAGCGGCUCGGGGUUUACACGGCGGAGGACUACGCGGAUAUACUGGAGUUCUUGAUCGGACGGUGGGGGCUGGAGAAGUUGGAGGAUGGGUUGGACGGUGAAGGGAGGAGGGCGCAGGAGUUCGUGUGUGGGCUCGCGCAGAGGAUCAGGAGGCUGCAAGAGCGAGCCGAUGAGAAGGCGAAGAAGAAGACGGAGGCUGAAGCCGUCAAGUUUAGCUGGAUUUUUGACCGGGAGAUGGUUCUGUAAAAAAGAAUCUAUGUACGUACUGCCUACCGUUCAAUGCCUUUUAGUUUUUGUAAAUUUUCUAUCUUCAACUAGAUUUGAACCCGGCCCAUUGGCCGGAUGCAUUUUAUAAAUGGUAUAAACAACAAUAGCAAUAUGUUCGUAGUAAUAUGGACUUGUUCAGUUGGUCGAA